UACACCGCCUGUAGUGCACUAAUAUCAGUGGACGAGCCAUUUGAUAUCCCGCCUCUGAUGAAGCGCAAAAUUGCUGUGUUAACUUCAAACGACAGGAAGUGAAUCUGAGAGCUGUAGUCGAGGUGUGGUGAUGGGUGUACAAAUCCAAGUGGAAUAUUGUGGCGGAUGAGGCUACGAGCCCCGCUAUCAGGAGCUCAAGCGAGUCGUCGUCGCUGAGUUUCCUGAGGCGGAGGUGUCCGGCUUCGUCGGCAGACAAGGGUGCUUUGAGAUUCAGAUCAAUGGACAGCUAGUUUUCUCAAAGCUAGAAACCAGUGGUUUUCCCUAUGAAGACGACGUCAUGGAGGCCAUCCAGAAAGCUCACGAAGGCAAACCAGUGGAGAAGAUCACCAAGAGCCGCCCACCUUGUGUCAUACUCUAACUCCUAAGCUUUUGAUUACCUCAGAAACUAAGCAAUGUAACUGUGUGUAAUGGCUCCUCAGAUGUCUCCUUUCGCUUCUGCUUCUAACGAGGUGUUUUUGGACUUACAUGAUUGGUGUAGCUAAAAACUAAAAGUUACACUAUGAAGCUCUUAGUCCAGUCACUGUCAAACCUGGAGCAGAGACGAAGGGGAGACAUCCAAGUGUGCAUUAAAGAAGUAUAGAUAUGUGUAUGUCAAAAGAGAAAAAAAUAGGCUUUCUAACAAUAUUUGAAGUAAAAUUUAACACUGUCAGUUUUUUUUUUUUUGUAAUUUACAGUUAUGAGUUUUAGACAGCUUUGUUGUAAAGUCUCAGUUAAUGGAGUCUUGGAAGACACCUUAACGUCAUAUUACUGUACUAAAAUCAGACUUGAACCUUCUACCUUCUUUUUGCUGCCUUGAUUCUUCAAUUACAGCUAUUUAAUUAUAGAUGAUAAUAUAAAAUAAGGGCACAUUAAUGCCCAUGCUAGAGUAAUAAUUAUAGUUGAGAUCUGAAAUAAAAGUAAACAUUUAGAACUUUGUUAACGUUUAACAAAUCACACAAAGCAGAUUUGUUAUCCUGGCUAGGAUGUUGAAAUGGAUUUUUCAUCAUGUUUCCUGAUUUUGUAAGACUAUUUUCUAGUCAAACAAAACCACUUUGCUGCUUAUGUGGACUAUUUAUUUUAUCUGCUGUGUACCUUUACCAUUACAAUUAAUAAGUUACAGUUAGGAUGUUCUUAUCAGGGACAGAGGUAACUCAUGAAUGUAGUUCUUGUCCAUUCUUGUCAGGCCUGUUUCGUCUGUGCAAGCUGUGUAACUCAACUAAUGUUUUGAAAUCUCUAUAACAUCUUUGUCAAACAAAACCAUAAAUGGUGGACUGCUACUGUGUUCGACAUCUGCUAUUGCGUAUGACAUUGGGCCAUUGUUUUUGGGACUGAUUGCACAACGACAGCAUCACAGAGCAAAUAAUAUUAAUGUCUAACUUUGAAGCAGCUUAAACACAGGUUGUCUUAUCUCUUACCACCUCAGACUCUAGCCCAGAUUGUCCUUUUACCUUUCCAGCUCAUUGAAUCAUCCACAUGUGGAAGCCAUUUUGCCUCAAAAAACUGAGUUUCUCCCCACCCUGAUUCUCAAUUAAUUUUGUUUAUGCCAAAGUUCCAAAUGUCAUAACCUGCAACAUGCUUGAAUAAAAAUUUGUUGAAAGUU
Pangasianodon hypophthalmus (striped catfish) is the source of this 1639-nucleotide messenger RNA. It is a transcript of the gene mien1, whose product is annotated as selenoprotein W, 2a. The transcript has 4 exons. The record is from RefSeq and is a predicted model, not a curated record. NCBI's taxonomy places the organism in Eukaryota, Metazoa, Chordata, Actinopteri, Siluriformes, Pangasiidae. Gene Ontology annotation, biological process: positive regulation of filopodium assembly; negative regulation of apoptotic process.